AUGUUACCUGAGAUGAUCAACUCCUCGAAUGGGCGAGUGCUUAUUGAUCCGUGCUUGCGACGCGAACCGCCGGUUUCUUCGACUUCCGUUAAGAGUCCAUGUGAGCCCUCCCUUGCUGCAAAUAUUCAUGCAGGAAUGAUCAUGAAGAUAAUAUUACUUCUGGGACUUCUGAGUGUCGCAAUUGUUUCGGAGGCCGCUACUAAGCGAGUUGACCCAGAGGAGUUCACCGGACUGCCCAUGGUACCGCUACCGCCAAGCAAAUACGAUACAAAAAAUCAAUUGUCUUCCGACUCUGUGUCAUAUACAGCAUCAAUGCCUUUAGCUCCUCCCCCCGCCUGGUCCGACAUGGCUGACACAGCGCCUGCAGCAGUGAGGGUCUCCUUCCAGGAAGUGGGGGCCAACCCCUCGGUGCCCACUUAUCCGCCUUCCUCGCCCAGUGUCAACAGUGGCUCUUUGCCACCGUCCUACAAUUAUCUUCCCUCGGAUUCCCGGCCGCCAUCACCGCCCGUCCCAGCCCUGGUUAAUAUGACCGGCGUCGCAUUUUUCAUUGGACCCGCUGCCUCUUGCACGGGUUCGGCGGGCGUUGGUCCCCUACAUGCCCCCGUGUCUACAAACACCCGGGGGGAGAUCUCGGGAAACGGCCUCGUGGUGGCGGGUCGGGAGGGCCAUAAGGUGACCAUUGAGGCGCAAAACUGUACGGAUGCCUUUACCGGACAACAGCUACCCUUCAGCAUUUCAGCCCCGUGGUUGAUUCCCCCCCCGGAAAACUCGACGGCCCGUGUAAUCGUAACACCUGCAACUCGAUUACUCGUACACGUCCUGCGAUCCCAAAACGGAAGCAACUUCUCUGCCGACACGUUUGGCAGUGGCUUGGGUAUCUCGUCGGUGGCGUACAGCCUGCUAGGUGUGUAUGCCUCGGAUGUUGAGGGAGGCGCAUUUCAGGCACUCAGAAACAAUUUCUUGGAGAGGCUCAAGGGUGUGUAUAUGUUAUAUGCGGACACAGCGCUCGCAGCCUUGGUGGUCAUCGCAGCCCCGGCCGUCAGCUUCGCCGCCCCUAACUCUGCGCUGUGUCCAACGCCUGACGCCUACGUCGAUGCCAUCUUCGACUCCCUAGUCGCGCUACGCCCAGAGCAAUCUUUCGCCCUCGACCUCACCAACACCACCCUCUGCACGAACGUUAUCCGCGUGGCGACGGAGCAAUGCGGCGGCGGCGCCGCCGCCGCCGCCACCGCCGCAGCGACCGUGUGCCGCCUGUACGGCAACGCCGUGGCGACGCUGCUAUCUCCGGACAACUCACCCGAGGAUUUGGCCCUGGUGCCGCUGGCGGCGGUGGCCCUGGCGGCGCGGGUGUCGUACGUCGUACAGGUCAAGGCCGUGGCUGCGGCCGCGGCGGCGCUGGCCGGUGACGGCACGGCAAUAAACGCCUUAAUCGAAGCGACGCUGUAUGCAGAACUAAUCUUCAGCAAAGCAGUCGCCACACCUGCAGUCCCGCACAUUCGCAAAUCACCUCCACCGCCCCCCGCCUACGGCCCUCGCGACCCAACAGGCGCCCUGGGACUCGACGCGGUUCCAACCGUGGGGGCGAUCUCCGUGCACGUGCGCGCCUCCGGCUCGCUUACGGGCUGUACGGUCAACUACUUCCAAGUGACUGAUGUGCUAAAUUCCCAGAACGCAAGCACGAACGACAAGGGCGUUGCAACCUUUAGCAACGUCACCUUCGGGUUGGCAACGGCCUAUCCAGGUUGCCGCGACGCGGCUUUGUCCGUCGGCGGCAAAACCGUUCGCUCGCAAAUGACGAUGCGGGCCUUCGUACCCCCGUCUGUCAUUGGCAGUUCCGUUUUCAUCAAUCCGGCCGCCUACCUAGCGUCACUCGUAUACAUGUACAAUCUUUCAGAGCAGGCGCCGCGCACCAUUUCCGCCGCCGACUACGCGGCCGUGUACAACUACUUCGGCGUUGGCGUAGCCGGCGCGGCGGAUGCACUGCCGUCAGAUGCCGACUUUGUACGGCAAAAUUGGCGUGACAGCAGUCCGCUGGUGGCCCGCGUGUAUCUGCUUAACCAGCGGCUGCUGAAUGCGAUUGGACCGGCGAGCAGCUUUAUGUCGGGCUUGUUGAAUUACACGAUAUCCACCGAUGACGUGGCGCAGUCGUACUUUGCGAACAUGUCGUACCAUCUCAUUCAGAAAACACUUCAGCCCGACAACAAAACCUACCUGAAGGGCCUUAUGCGCGAUUCCUACAUCGAAUGGACCGGACAGCUAUCAAAUGGCUCCGACGGGAACAGGAGCCCCGCGAGAAACCGCCGGCUGCAGCAGAUUUUGGAUCUGACUACGCUGGACCAGCUGCUAACCGCCGUCUCGUCGGCAGUAGCGGAGGUGAGCAGCAUGCUCGUACAGCUCGACCGCCAGGUGACGACGGCGGCGGCAGCGGGCCAGACCGUCGACGUCACCGCCGUACUGCUGUCCGCCGCCAAGGUCGCUUCCGUUGCGCAGUCGUCGCUGACCACCGUUUUGACUGACCUCGCUGUCGCCGCCAGCACCGGCAACACCGCCGCCUUGACGGCCCUCACAACCGCGCUGGCGGCCAACUUCAGCACAGCAGGACUGCAGGCCCAAGUACAGAACGCGCAGGUCGACGAGAGCGGCAUCGGCGCCGUCAGCGACGCCACGCUCCAGGGGAGCGGCAACGCCGCCUCCCCGCCGCCGCCGGCGCCGCCAGCGUCCAAGAAGAAAAAGACCGUCAGCAUGCCCGUACUUGCCGGCAUCAUCAUCGGCGGUGCAUUCGCCGCCGGGAUAGCGGUGGCGGCUGUAGCGGCGGUUAUCGUACACAAGCGGCGGUCCAAGCAGCGCGUGGGCGACGGCAAAGCUAUGGCGGCGGCGCCGUCAGGGCCGUCUGGAUACAACAACGCCUCCGUUGUAAACGUCGGGCAGCAGGCACCUCCGCCGGGGAUGACGACCGUCGUCGUAGUCGGGCCCUCUGCAGGCAUCAGCCAACCGCAGCAAUUGGCCACGACCAGCCGCGGCUACGCCGGAGCUAUGCCGGUGGCGGAACGCGUGGAGAUGUACGGCACUGCGGAAGGAGAAACGGCGGCAGCGGCGGCGGCGGCGGCGGUGCCGUGGGCGAGUCCUCGGGGUGAGGCGAUGUGCAACAGCAACACCCCGCGCCAGCAGCCCCGUGGCUUUAACGUCACCAUCGUCAGCGCCCCAGCUGCUAAUGCUGCUUGCGGCGUUGGCGGUGAUGCUGCCACGCCCCGUGACUCUGUCCCGCGGCAGAACAUGGUUUGCCCCGAGCCCGCGCCGACGGCGGCGGCGGCGGCGGCGGCAGCGGCGGGGGCAGCGGCGGCAAAUUCCGCUGGCAUCCCCUUCUCUGGCGUUUCCAAGGCGCCCGACAGCAGCAGACUCGAUGAGAACGGAACUUGGUGGGCUGCCGCGUACUGA
Messenger RNA from Volvox carteri f. nagariensis, 3435 nucleotides. RefSeq lists its product as uncharacterized. NCBI's taxonomy places the organism in Eukaryota, Viridiplantae, Chlorophyta, Chlorophyceae, Chlamydomonadales, Volvocaceae. The transcript has 11 exons. The record is from RefSeq and is a predicted model, not a curated record. Bases 1 to 3435 code for a protein of 1144 amino acids.